UCUUCAGGUGCCCCCGGCGCCCCUCAGCCUCGGUCUGGCGGGUCGAGAGGGACUGCCGAGCGCCAUCCCUCGCUGCGAAGCCGUUGAGCUUUAGCCUCCCGGUCUCCGGCCCAGGGCGUCGGGCGGCUGGCGGCGGCGCGGGUUUUGGGGGAUAGAGGCUCUCUGCCCGGCACGGUGGUUAAGGGGACCAGGACUUUCAAUACCCAGUGUUGGCGCUUCGCCCAGUCUCGUGAGACGUAGGAUUCUGCCUUCUCUGAUCGCUGCUAUAGAAGACAAACAAGCGAAGGCUUUUUCCUCCUUUCAUCAUGGCUCAGUUUGGAGGACAGAAGAAUCCGCCAUGGGCUACUCAGUUUACAGCCACUGCGGUAUCUCAGCCAGCUGCGUUGGGUGUUCAACAGCCAUCACUCCUUGGAGCAUCUCCUACCAUUUACACACAGCAAACUGCAUUAGCAGCAGCGGGCCUUACGACACAAACCCCAGCAAACUAUCAGUUAACUCAGACUGCGGCGCUGCAGCAACAAGCUGCAGCUGCAGCAGCUGCAUUGCAACAGCAAUAUUCACAACCUCAGCAGGCCUUGUAUAGUGUGCAACAGCAGUUACAGCAACCUCAACAAACCCUUUUAACACAGCCAGCUGUUGCACUGCCUACAAGCCUUAGCCUGUCUACUCCUCAGCCUGCAGCACAGAUAACUGUAUCAUAUCCAACACCUAGGUCCAGUCAGCAACAAACCCAGCCUCAAAAACAGCGUGUUUUUACAGGUGUAGUUACAAAACUACAUGAUACGUUCGGAUUUGUGGAUGAAGAUGUGUUCUUUCAGCUUAGUGCUGUCAAAGGGAAAACCCCCCAAGUGGGUGACAGAGUAUUGGUUGAAGCUACAUAUAAUCCCAAUAUGCCUUUUAAAUGGAAUGCACAAAGAAUUCAGACGCUACCAAACCAGAAUCAAUCCCAAACUCAACCUUUACUGAAGACUCCUCCUGCUGUACUUCAGCCAAUUGCACCACAGACGACAUUUGGUGUUCAGGCUCAGCCUCAGCCCCAGUCCCUGCUACAGGCACAGAUUUCAGCAGCUUCUAUUACACCAUUAUUGCAGACUCAGCCACAGCCUUUAUUACAGCAGCCACAGCAGAAAGCUGGUUUAUUGCAGCCUCCUGUCCGUAUAGUUUCACAGCCACAACCAGCACGGAGAUUAGAUCCACCAUCCAGAUUUUCAGGAAGGAAUGACAGAGGGGAUCAAGUGCCUAACAGAAAAGAUGAUAGAAGUCGUGAAAGGGAGAGAGAAAGACGUAGAUCCAGAGAAAGAUCUCCUCAGAGAAAACGUUCCCGGGAGAGAUCUCCUCGAAGAGAGAGAGAACGAUCACCUCGAAGAGUUCGACGUGUUGUUCCACGUUACACAGUUCAGUUUUCAAAAUUUUCUUUAGAUUGUCCUAGUUGUGACAUGAUGGAACUAAGGCGCCGUUAUCAGAAUUUAUAUAUACCUAGUGACUUUUUUGAUGCUCAGUUUACAUGGGUGGAUGCUUUCCCUUUGUCAAGACCAUUUCAGCUGGGAAAUUACUGCAAUUUCUAUGUAAUGCACAGAGAAGUAGAGUCCUUAGAAAAAAAUAUGGCCGUUCUUGAUCCACCAGAUGCUGACCAUUUAUACAGUGCAAAGGUAAUGCUGAUGGCUAGUCCUAGUAUGGAAGAUUUGUAUCAUAAGUCAUGUGCUCUUGCCGAAGACCCACAAGAACUUCGAGAUGGAUUUCAACAUCCUGCUAGACUUGUUAAGUUUUUAGUGGGCAUGAAAGGCAAGGAUGAAGCCAUGGCCAUUGGAGGCCACUGGUCUCCUUCGCUGGAUGGACCAGACCCAGAAAAAGACCCAUCUGUGUUGAUUAAGACUGCUAUUCGUUGUUGUAAGGCUCUGACAGGCAUUGAUCUAAGUGUAUGCACACAAUGGUACCGUUUUGCAGAGAUUCGCUACCAUCGCCCUGAGGAGACCCACAAGGGGCGUACAGUUCCAGCUCAUGUGGAGACAGUGGUUUUAUUUUUCCCGGAUGUUUGGCAUUGCCUUCCCACCCGCUCAGAGUGGGAAACCCUCUCCCGAGGAUACAAGCAGCAGCUGGUCGAGAAGCUUCAGGGUGAACGCAAGGAGGCUGAUGGAGAACAGGAUGAAGAAGAGAAGGAUGAUGGUGAAGCUAAAGAAAUUUCCACUCCUACCCAUUGGUCUAAACUUGAUCCAAAGACAAUGAAGGUAAAUGACCUUCGAAAAGAAUUAGAAAGUCGAGCCCUUAGUUCCAAAGGAUUAAAAUCUCAGUUAAUAGCCCGAUUGACAAAACAGCUUAAAGUAGAAGAGCAAAAAGAAGAACAAAAGGAAUUAGAGAAAUCAGAGAAAGAAGAGGAAGAGGAGGAUGAUAGGAAAUCUGAAGAUGAUAAAGAGGAAGAAGAAAGAAAACGUCAAGAAGAAAUGGAACGCCAGCGUCGGGAAAGAAGAUAUAUUUUGCCGGAUGAACCAGCCAUCAUAGUACAUCCAAACUGGGCUGCAAAAAGUGGCAAGUUUGACUGUAGCAUUAUGUCCUUGAGUGUACUUUUGGACUACAGAUUAGAGGAUAAUAAAGAACAUUCAUUCGAGGUUUCAUUGUUUGCAGAACUUUUCAAUGAAAUGCUUCAAAGAGAUUUUGGUGUCAGAAUAUACAAAUCGUUAUUAUCUCUUCCUGAGAAAGAGGACAAAAAAGAAAAGGAGAAGAAAAGCAAAAAAGAUGAGAGAAAAGAUAAAAAAGAAGAUAGAGAUGAUGAAACUGAUGAACCAAAACCCAAGCGGAGAAAAUCAGGCGAUGAUAAGGAUAAAAAAGAAGAUAGAGAUGAAAGGAAGAAAGAAGAUAAAAGAAAAGAUGAUUCUAAAGAUGAUGAUGAAACUGAAGAAGAUAAUAAUCAGGAUGAGUAUGAUCCAAUGGAAGCAGAAGAAGCUGAGGAUGAAGAAGAUGAUAGGGAUGAGGAAGAAAUAAACAAACGAGAUGACAAAAGAGAUGUCAACAGGUACUGCAAGGAGAGACCCUCUAAAGAUAAGGAAAAAGAAAAGACUCAGAUGAUCACGAUUAACAGGGAUUUGUUAAUGGCAUUUGUUUAUUUUGAUCAAAGCCAUUGUGGUUACCUUCUUGAAAAGGAUUUGGAAGAAAUACUUUAUACUCUUGGACUACAUCUUUCUCGGGCUCAGGUAAAGAAACUUCUGAAUAAAGUAGUACUCCGUGAAUCUUGCUUUUACCGGAAAUUAACAGACACUUCAAAAGAUGAAGAAAACCAUGAAGAGUCUGAAGCAUUGCAGGAAGAUAUGCUAGGAAACAGGUUGUUACUUCCAACACCAACAGUAAAACAGGAACCAAAGGAUGUGGAAGAAAAUGUUGGUCUUAUCGUGUACAAUGGUGCAAUGGUAGAUGUAGGAAGCCUCUUGCAAAAAUUGGAAAAAAGUGAAAAAGUAAGAGCUGAAGUAGAACAGAAGCUGCAAUUGCUAGAAGAAAAAACGGAUGAGGAUGAAAAAACCAUAUUAAAUUUGGAGAAUUCCAACAAAAGCCUCUCUGGUGAACUCAGAGAAGUUAAAAAGGACUUUAGUCAGUUACAAGAAAACUUAAAGAUUACAGAAAACAUGAAUUUGCAAUUUGAAAACCAACUCAGUAAGACAAUCAGAAACUUAUCUACAGUAAUGGAUGAAAUCCACACUGUUCUGAAGAAGGAUAACGUGAAGAAUGAAGAUAAAGAUCAGAAAUCCAAGGAGAAUGGUGCAAGCGUAUGAUAAAUACAUGUAGCAGUGAGGAACGGUGUUAAAUAAUGUAAUAUAUAAAAUCAUGAUACAAGAAUGUUUGAAAGUGAUGCAUGUUUGAUUUUAGUAGUAUAAAUAUCUGUUAGUUCAAAUGAUGUAUAAAGUUUUAUGAAUGUGAAGAGUCUCUGCUUUUGAAAAUUGCUUGUAAUUCCUGGCAUUCAAAUAUUAAACACUCCUUGAGUGAAAUAAUUUUGCAUUGCAAAAUGUUUUAGGAUGAACUUUGUUAUAGUUUUAACCCCAAUAAAGUUCAUCAAUUUAAUUGAUAGUAGUAUUUAAUUACCAAAUGUCUUUUAUUAAAAUAUCUAGAAAAUUGUAAUUUUAUUUAUAGAACUACCAUUAUUAGGUUUUUAUAAAAAUUUUUCAGUCUUCUAAAAUUUCAGUAUAAAUCAUAAAAUAGCAUGCUGCUUAAUUUUUUGCAAGUUUUUGAACCAUACUUUUUUACUUGUUUAAAAAAAUCCCUUUAAUUAUCAGUCUCUAAGCCAUUCAUUACAAAUUCAAUUAUCCAAAAGACAGUACAUCAAAAAUUAAGAAAAUAAUAGACCAUUACCAUUGUUAUUAUAUGUUAGACUUACAAAAAACGAACAGUACUGAUGUUAAUGUUACUACUUUCAGUUAAUUGUUCUACUUUCCCAAAAUAGCACCUAUAUUUUAAUUUUGAGGGUUUUUUUUUUUUAAAUGCAGUAUAUGUCAAAUGUACAGUUUAGUACCAAGCCAGUAGAUGUCAGUAUGAUGUCUUAAGUUAAGCCUUCUUUAAUUAAAAAUAAUUUUUUUAUUA
Messenger RNA from Panthera uncia (snow leopard), 4560 nucleotides. RefSeq names its product cell division cycle and apoptosis regulator 1 (gene CCAR1). NCBI's taxonomy places the organism in Eukaryota, Metazoa, Chordata, Mammalia, Carnivora, Felidae. The coding region runs from base 306 to 3758 and encodes 1150 amino acids. The record is from RefSeq and is a predicted model, not a curated record. The transcript has 25 exons. Gene Ontology annotation, cellular component: nucleus. Gene Ontology annotation, biological process: regulation of DNA-templated transcription.